CUAAGAGGAAAAGCCUUUAUUAAUAGUUGCCAGCUUGCUGCUGGUGUUGAGCCUGGCUAGGGGAGAGAAACCGUGGGAGAGGGUAGAAAACGUAUGAUAGAUAAAAGGUACAUUUAUAGAUCGAUCAACAUCUUGCAACGUGGAAGAAAGGAAGCGAACAGACAUCACCAGCAACUUGGCUCCAUCUCUUCUCUCCCCUGGCUCUCCCACGCCUAAAGACACCACCCAGUCAUAUCAUAAAGUCACCUAGUGCCUCUCUGCCUGAUAGAUCAUUGGUUUCCCCUGAAACAGCACACCAGCAAGACAGAAGAAACGUAAGGGAAGUGGAUUUCCUACUCAACUCAGUCACAUACAUUUUAGUUACCAAAGUCAACUCUCUGUACUUUCCUGCCCCCCGAAAUCAUUAUUCCAGUUUUUGACCUGUGCUAAAACCAAAACGUCCUCAUCGUCAUUCAUCAGUAGCGCACGUUCUCUCGUUAAGUCUGUUCACAUAAGACCUCUGUAGACGACGCUCGCCACCAUUAUGGCCUCCAUCACCCAGUCACCCGAGCCCGAGAUCCUAGACAACCACAAAGAGAGCUGGCUGGUGCUACUUUCCGCUGUGGAAGCAUAUUGCCAAAAGUCCGGCUGUGACCUGGCCAUAAUUACAGCCUCCAAGACAUUUCGGCCAUCAGCUGGAGAUGGGGUGAGGAAGCGGGAGAGCGGCAGUGCCUUUCCAAGGGAGUGUGAUUUCUCCUAUAACGUGUGGGGUCAGGGGAUUCUGGCUGAGUCGGCGCGCCGCUACAUGGACGACAUCGCAGUGCUGCACUCCACCACCAUGCUGACGGCUCAGAAGCACACGAGGCCGGCUGGGGGAGAGGGAGGAACCAAGCUGGUGGUUGACCUGACCUCUGAUCCUGGACACAGGGGGAGCUAUACAGGGGACGGUGGCGUGGGCGGAGUCAGCCCCAAUAGCAGGCUGUUCUCCCAAAGCUACCCGUCAAUCUACAGCUCAGGAGCCGGUAGCGGACAGGGCAGUAACGGGGAGAGGGAACGAGAGAAGAGCGUCCUGGAGGCCGAGCGGGGGAGACAGAGGUCUGGGAUUGUGGAUUUGGAAGAGGAGUGUGAAGAUGAGGAGGAGGAGGAAGAUAUGGAUGAGAGGAGACCCUAUGGGAAUGAAAGCGCUGGUGUCUUCUCCAUGGACGAGGACUCUCUGUCCCGGGACUGUGAGCCGUUCUUUGAGUCUGAUGGGGAGGAGGAAAGCACUGACGGCUCGCUCAGCGAGGACGCUCCGCCGCCGUCGCGCAGCAUGGCCGUGGGUCAGGCCGCGGUCUCGGCCCGUCACAGCCACUCCAUGGCUCUGGCCCGCUCGUUGCCUGUAUCGGUGCCCGUGUGGGGCUGCAGAGGGAGCAGAGCUGCUCAGGCGGACAGCAACAGUGGCGAGCGGGUCGGCUGUGCUGACUUGGAGCACAUCGCCGCCAGUAUGAAAGCCCUGCUGGCCCCCGGAGCCACCGACGGAACAGAGAUGUUCGGGGCUCUGCCUCGACCCCGGCUGAACACAGGGGACUUCUCCCUUAAGCACUGAGGGAGGGAGAGCGAAGGAGCCGCGAGCGACAGUUGGAGUGAUCAAUGAAUGUGGGGAGAGAUUGUCAUGACAGGAGCGGAAGUGAAUCGACGGGCAGUAUGUGAAAACGGCGUCAAUGCUAGUACCUCCAUUUAUUUCUCACUAACCAAGAUUAAUGCCACGUGCUUUGAGGAGUAACUGAAGCAGAAAUAAUGUAUGAAUACUAAUAGCGUUUUUUUCAACACUACCCCUGCACCUCACUACACGGUUCACAAUAACUACACCACAUCCCCCGACACUACGUUCAGGAUCAGACGUCAACAUGUGUGUAGUGAUCCAAACCAACACUAAAACGUGUGUAACAGUGUUCAUGCACCUUCACCUUUGAUCCUAUUACCCGUAAUAAUUGUUGUCUUCACAGCUCCAUGCUACCACUUUUGCACAUGGUGCGUUACUGUAUGAUAAUGAGCUAAAUGCUAAGUACUCCAGGACAUCUCAACUUUUUUUAAAACCUUUUUUCGCACCACAUGUUUCUCAAAAUUGAUCGUUUUGAGGUGACAUUUUAAACUUUUUUUUUUAUAGCGUGCACAGAUGAAACGUGCGCGACAUCCCUCCUCCCGCGUUCGCUCUUUGCUUUGAGGCGUUCUCGCUCGUUAGUCACUCUAAUAAACCGGCUUCGCUGUCACAUCGUGGACAAACGCGUUCGCGUGGAGUGCUAACACCACUGAUGUCCCUCUGACCACAUGCAUAAUUCUCCGCAUGCUCAGGCCUCUCUUCCUGCCAACAUGACCGACCGGGCCAGUUGUUGCGCUCCCUCCAAAACCAAACCAUUCUCCAAAGGGGUAGAAACCACAGAAAUGGUCGACUUAACGCGAAGCUUGUGGCUUUCCUAAAAUGUGAGCGGAGGACACCGGCACCUCCUCAUAACAUGCCUAUUUGUACUUUUUCGCCAAUGAAUGACUGAUAGCAUGAUUGUAACUCAAUACUGAGUUCUGGGGAAUUUUUUGGUUUCUUCUUUAGCCUCCAGAUGCGUUGUUGAAAUGAAUGAAUGCGUGAGGAACUGACCGUGUAUAUGAGAGAGAGAGAGAUGAAAAGGAACAAAUGUGUAGGGAAGACAUUUCAAAAAUACGUGCUCUGUUAAAUCCUUUUAUGUUUCAAAUAAAGGAGCAACACCAAGAGAAGAAA
Betta splendens (Siamese fighting fish) is the source of this 2728-nucleotide messenger RNA. RefSeq names its product AKT1 substrate 1 (proline-rich) (gene akt1s1). The transcript is spliced from 6 exons. The record is from RefSeq and is a predicted model, not a curated record. NCBI's taxonomy places the organism in Eukaryota, Metazoa, Chordata, Actinopteri, Anabantiformes, Osphronemidae. The coding region runs from base 524 to 1564 and encodes 346 amino acids. Gene Ontology annotation, biological process: neurotrophin TRK receptor signaling pathway; negative regulation of TOR signaling; negative regulation of protein kinase activity. Gene Ontology annotation, cellular component: cytoplasm.